Dromiciops gliroides (monito del monte) is the source of this 6707-nucleotide messenger RNA. RefSeq names its product alpha-1,3-mannosyl-glycoprotein 4-beta-N-acetylglucosaminyltransferase A (gene MGAT4A). NCBI's taxonomy places the organism in Eukaryota, Metazoa, Chordata, Mammalia, Microbiotheria, Microbiotheriidae. The record is from RefSeq and is a predicted model, not a curated record. Gene Ontology annotation, cellular component: Golgi stack; endoplasmic reticulum-Golgi intermediate compartment; endoplasmic reticulum. Gene Ontology annotation, biological process: protein N-linked glycosylation. The transcript has 16 exons. Bases 384 to 1991 code for a protein of 535 amino acids. Gene Ontology annotation, molecular function: acetylglucosaminyltransferase activity.
GAGGGAGGGGUGGGGAAACCUAGCGGGCCGCGGCUGCAGCACCAGCAGCAGCACCAGCAGCAGCCGCAACGACAGCAGCCAGAUCUGGAGCCGCCGCUGCCGCCGCAGCUGCAGCUGAAAGAGCGUAGUGCCUGGGGCUGGAAGAGGAAGCAUAUGAACCAAUAUUCACUUAUAUGAAGACUGUGAAGAAGCACUUGAGUGAUAAUUUUGAAUGCUGUUACAGCUGGACUUGUUUUGUAGAGCGCUUGAAAUGAACCUCUCUCAUCUCUUGUUAUUAGCCUGGAGCCCCUAGUACUGGAAUACAUUGACUUCAAAACAAAAAGAAAUAAUACGGAUCAUCAUUGUCAUCAAAAACAUUUGAACAGUUGUGAUGGUGAAAUGAGAUGAGGCUCCGAAAUGGAACUGUGACAACUGUGUUAGUUUUUAUCACUUCGUUCCUCAGCUUGUCUUGGUAUAUUUCAUGGCAAAAUGGAAAAGAAAAAUUGAUUGCAUAUCAGCCAGAAUUUCAUGCCUUGAAACAACGUCUCCGUAUAGCUGAACAUAGAAUCCUGCAACGUUCUUCUGAACUAAAUGCAAUCUUAGAGCAAUUCAGACGUGUAAUAGCAGAAACAAAUGGAACCAAGGCUGCAUCAAGUAAUUUUUCAGAUAAUACCCUAAAACUAUUAAAAGACUUAAUGAACAGAAAAUCUCUUCAAGUGCCAAAUAUUUAUUACCAUUUGCCUCAUUUAUUGGACAAUGAAGGAAGCCUUCAACCUGCUGUGCAGAUUGGUUUUGGAAGAGCAAGAGUUUCAAUAGUAAUGGGAAUUCCCACAGUGAAGAGAAAAGUAAAGUCUUACCUUGUAGAAACUCUUCAUUCUCUUAUUGAUAAGUUAUCUCCUGAAGAAAUGUUGGACUGUAUUAUAGUAGUUUACAUAGGAGAGACGGAUCUAGAUUAUGUACACAGUGUUGUAGCCAUUCUGGAGAAAGAAUUUUCUACAGAAAUCAAUUCUGGUUUGAUGGAAAUAAUAUCCCCUCCUGCAACUUAUUAUCCUGACUUCACAAACUUAAAGAAGACAUUUGGAGACUCAAAAGAAAGAGUAAAGUGGAGGACAAAGCAAAACUUGGAUUAUUGUUUUCUUAUGAUGUAUGCUCAGGAAAAAGGCAUUUAUUACAUUCAGCUUGAAGAUGAUAUUGUUGUUAAGCAGAAUUACUUCAGUACAAUAAAGAAUUUUGCACUUCAGGUCUCUUCUGAAGACUGGAUGAUUUUGGAGUUUUCCCAGCUUGGAUUCAUUGGUAAAAUGUUUCAAGCUUCAGAUAUCACUUUGAUUGUAGAGUUCAUAUUUAUGUUUUAUAAAGAGAAACCUAUUGAUUGGCUCUUAGACCAUAUACUCUGGGUGAAAGUCUGCAAUCCUGAAAAAGAUGCAAAACAUUGUGAUAGGCAAAAAUCAAAUCUACGAAUUCGAUUCAGGCCUUCCCUUUUCCAGCAUGUUGGUUUGCACUCAUCACUAGAAGGAAAAAUUCAGAAACUCACAGAUAAAGAUUUUCUGAAGCCAUUACUUCACACAAUGCAUGUAAACCCACCUGCAGAAGUAUCUACUUCUCUGAAGGUCUAUCAAGGACACACAUUGGAAAAAACUUACAUGGGAGAGGAUUUCUUCUGGGCUGUUACUCCAAUUGCUGGGGACUACAUAUUAUUUAAAUUUGAUAAGCCAGUUGAUGUGGAAAGCUACUUGUUCCAGAGUGGUAAUCCAGAACAUCCAGGAGAUAUAUUGAUAAAUACAACUGUGGAAGUUUUGCCUUUUAAGGGUGAAGAGCUGGAAAUAAGCAAAGAAACCAAAGAUAAUCAAUUAGAAGACGGUUAUGUCAGAAUAGGAAAAUUUGAAGGUGGUGUGGCAGAAGGGAUGGUGGAUCCCAGUUUAAACCCCAUUUCAGCCUUCCGUCUUUCAGUUAUACAGAAUUCUGCUGUCUGGGCUGUUCUUAAUGAGAUUCAUAUUAAAAAGGUUCCAAACUGACCAAGUUCUCUUAGGACAUCGAUGUCAAGGUCAUUUCAGACAAAUGAUCUCAAAGGGACUUUUCAGCUGUGAAGUUGGUUCCCUAAAAGAUUGUUCUUUAAGACAGAAAAUGUUAGAACAAAUUCAAGACAAUGAAGCAUGUUUCUAUUCUUUUGUAUUUCACUUGAACACUACCUCUUGUGAAAUCUGCUGUAGAUAAGAUUGUAUUAAGCCUUUUUGUCAGAUCAAUUCAGAAAAUUAAUCCUCCAUCCAUAAUAUUCACAUGAAGCCUAAGUCCUUUAUUUGAACAUCAUUUGUACAAUUUACAGUCACAUUGUGUUAGUAUUGUCUUAGAUUAUUUUGGUAUUUUCCUAAUACAUAAGGUGUACAUAUUGUUACAUUCCUUCAAUAUAAGAAUAAUGUCAAAUACAUUUUAUGAAGGGGGUACUUUGGGAUUUCAUUUAUUUUACUAUUGCAAACCCCCUUUUAUAGAUUAUCAGGGAUAUAUGUAUAAAUAUAAAUAGACAGAAAAGCAUUAAGUUAAUUUAUUGAAAUUAUUUGAGGAGUAAAUAUUUUGGUGCAUAAAUUUUGAAUUACUUUUUAAAAACAGAUUACACCUUGCUUUUUUUAAGUUUUAUGUGUUUUUCUUUGAAAAUGAAAACAUUUCAAAUGGUUAAUACCAUCUUUUCAAAUGUACUGCCAGUAUAAAUAAUUCCAGAUGGAUUUCCUAAAUGAAGUACUUUUGUAUCCUAAAGGAUCUGAAAUAGUGUAUUUUCAAAGGCAUCAUCAUUCCUUAAAUCCCCUUGCUUUGAAAAAUCACUUUCUGUGUGGGCUAUAACUGUACUGUGUACAGGAGUAAGGCUAUAUACAAAGCAGUUUGAUAAAUUUUAGCAUACAAAUGUGAUACAUUAAAAAUAAAAUGACAGGCUUAAUGUUUUCCUGUAAUGCAUUGAAAUAACAGGUUAUAUUUCCUUUUUGAUCUUUGUAACCAACACAAUACUCCUUUCAUUAAAUAUCACCGGGAUAUAUAGCUUCAUGUUUUCUAAGUUUGGACAAAUUUCUUGGUAACGAUUGUAUCAAAUUUUUUCCUAAGAAAUGUUAUUGUAUUUGCAAAUUUAAAGACAAAUGAUGUGAGAUUUUUAGUGAAAGGUACUGUUGCAGCCAUGUUGUAUUGCUCCACUGAUUUAAUUUGUAUCUUCAAGUUAUAAACCUAGUGUUUAAGAAAAUGCCAUUGCAUAAUUGACUUACAUGUAAUUCCAAAAAUACUAUUUAGUGUAGGUUUUUUCAGUCAAUUUCAGAAAUUAUCUUUGUAAAGCUUUUGCUUUUAUUUAAGAAGCUAAAAAUCUAAGGAUAAUGCAAGAUAGAUUCAUUUCUUUUGGUUUUCUUGAUCAUAACUUGCCAAAAAUUUUUUGAUUUUUUUUUUAAAGAUACUAAUGUCCAAGUUCACUUUAAAUUUUGUCUUUGGGUUUAGUGAUCAUUUCUGAGUCAGUUUGGCCAAAAUUCCUAAAGCAGUAUUUAAAAAGGGAAGAUUUUCAAAAAUUUCUGGCAUAAGAAUAUUGUUAUUUGACUGUUACAGCAGUUGAUAUAAUCAUUCCAAGUGCCAAGAGCUCCUUACAUGCAGCCUCCACCAGCUGAAUUAACUAUCUUGGGACAAGAUUGGGGAACUUAAAUGGGAGCACUGUAUGGUUGCUAUUGCACCUUUCCAUGUGGAAAUUCAUUCCAGUCAGUGUGGUGGUCCUCCCCAUCUCCUUUCUUGGAAUCCUACUGGUUAAAUCACAGCUCAGAACCCACCUCCUUCUCCAUGAAGACUUUAGCAAGCAAUUAGUUCCCUUUUCUGAACUCCUAGUAGCUAUACUAUGCCACAUAUUUGUAUAUAUGUUUAAUUCCGAAGUUUUAAGUUGCAUCAUUUCAGACAUGUUAAAGUGAAAGUCUUUUCAAGCAGAUUUUUAGCUCUUGGAGAGUAUCUACACACAUUUUCUUUUCUUUCUUCUUCCACCCCCUAGAGAGUGAUGGUGCAGAUAUGCAGGGGUAGAGGGAGUUUUCUUACCUCAGGGCUCCCUAUACCAAUGAAAUCACAGGUCCUGGUCCCAAAUCCUUAUCCCUAAUUUGUUCCUGCAUAUCCCACAAUGCCUAGCACAGCCCUAGGCACAAAGGUGCUCAAUAAAUACUUGGUUGGUAUGUUCAUUGUUUCUCCUACUUCUAGUGCAGGUCAAACACCCUCACAAAUUUAAGGGCUCCAGCAUGGCACAAAGAUCCCUGUAAAAGAAUUACAGUUUAGUUCUUCAGAGUGAGGUUAGGUUUUAAAGUGUAAAAGGCAGAAUUAUGUUGUCAUAAGAGAUAUCUUGAAGGAAAGAUAUUAGGGUUUUGAAUAGAUGAAGAAGUUUCUCAUGACUCCAAACCUACUUUUGUUUAUUUUGAGUAAUGGUAUAUUUAGUUUUAUAUUCAGAACAAGUAUCACAUUUGUGAUGUUUUCACAUUUGUUAAUCAGAAAAUAUUUAGAUAUGCUCAAUGUGUUGAUGUGAACAUUUUUGUUGCAUUGAUAACUCAAGGUCAAAGCACAUGACCACAUAUGAUUUGUAUCUGAGAAUUAUCCAAUGGUGAGCUAUAUCAAAAUUGUAUUAAAUGUGUUUUAAAGUAAAAAAGCUUCCCAUAAAGUAUUUGGUUUUGUAAAGAAUUAGAUUUUGUGUGUGUGUGUGUGUGUGUGUGUAAAGUAAAACUCUGAAGGCUGCCUUACAGGAUUUAAAAAUCUCUAGCUUUCACAAAGAAAGCUGUUCAUUUGAUACCAACAUCUACCGGAAGGUUACUAAGAUUGGUCACUCAGAAAUAGUAGUUUUAAAACUGUUGUAAAAGUGAGGUAAAAAAGGAAAGAUGUCCUACUGGCCUAUAUUUGUUGGAUAUUCAGACAUGUGAACAUCUUAUGACCUAGCAAUCAUACCCCUAAGGCCUUAUCUUGUACAUUCUCUCCCAUGAACAUUCUAUAGGCUUAAUUGGAAGAUCAGUGAUCAGAAAUUAAAGUGCUGGAGCCAUAGUGUAGUUACAGGAUCCCAAAGUUUGUGUUAAUCAGAGUGACAGGUAAAAAGGUAUACUAUAUCUUUUUUUUCUGGAAAGGAUAGUGUAUGAUUAAAUUUUUAGAGUUAUAGUUAACCAUUAACUAAUUAAGACUACUCUUGAGUUGGAACAAUUAUUACCUAAACCCAUUUUAGAAUUUUUAAUUAGACACCCACAUUUGGAGUAGUAAAAAGUAUGUCACUAUGGAGCAUUCAGACUAUGUUGAAGGACUUGGAGGGAAGAACAAAGAUUUGGUUAUUAUGUAUUUGUCUUUAUAAUCUAGUACAAAAUGGUUGUACCAAUUUCUGUAUUUUGUAUAUUGGAAUCUAUUCAAAAUACACAUCAAUUACUUCAUAUUUCUAAUGAUCUUAAUUUUGUUCUAUCCAUUAUUUUUGUGCUUGUCUAAUAUUGCCAUGCCCUCUAAAUUAAUAUAGCAAGGCAAACAGAAAUAAAGGAAAGAAAAUAAAAGAAUAACUAUGAAUGUGGCCAGAAAUGCUAUUCAAAAAAUCCACUCAGUUUCUCUAGAAAUAAACUUGUUUUAAUUUAUUGCUUUAAAAAUGGUUUGAAAUGACCAAAUCUAUAUGAUAAAAUGCUACAGUAACCAAUGCUUUUUUGCUGUAUUCAUGCAUGUGCCCAUUAAUGCUACAAGAGAAUAAUGCAACCAUGCACUUAAGAAGUAGGAUUUUAAUUUGUCACAUACAUCAGUGACAUUAUGGUCCAUUUCAAAGGAAGAAUGUCUGUUAUAUUAGAUCACACUAUGAGAAAAUUCUCCAUCUUCUUAAUGUUUAGAGAAUACAUUGUGUCAAGAAAAGUAAAUAAAAACAUUUCAAUGCAAAGUAUUCCCAAAGUAUUAUAUUUUCUUGAUGAUUGUAAGCUCUGUAAAAGCAGAAAAUGUUAUAUAUUUUUUAAUGUUUUGAUUCUAGGCCCUAGCAUUGUACCUCUUUCCUAAGAAUUAUUUAAAUUGGGACAUGCUGCUUUUAAAGUUUGUGUACAGUAUGGAUGCUUGCUGCAAAGAAAUGUUUUUAAUGUCCUUGAUAGGAUACUUGAGUAUUACCACCUUCUACAGUUAUGCCCUUGUAUUAUUAUUAGCAGCCAUUGCUAGAAUUAAUGGUUCAAUUGGGUUGACAUUACAUUUUAUUUUCCCCUUAUAAAGCGCAGUGUUUGCCAAGAUUUGGUGAAGACACUUUUUGAGGAAAUACUUUUUCUGAGCCUUAAAAAUGGCCAAUAGUGACUGUACUGUAAGAUGCACUGCCAGCAAAUAACUUUGUUUGGACACAAGUUUUCCGUAGAAGGAUAUAAAAUGAUCUUUAUUUAGACACAAUUGUUCAUUGUGGUUUUUUUCAUAUUAAAAAAAAAUUAAAUGUGGAUCUUCAUUCAGUUCUUAAUUUGGAGAAGUUUUUCCUUUUUUAAGAGAAGAUAACAUUUAGAGAGAUCUUCCCUAUGGAAUCUUUACCUGACAGGUUCUGCAAGAAGCUUUUCUUCAAAAAUCCAAUCCAUGUUUCCCUUAAAUGUCCUCACUAUUCAAUUGUGCAGUAUCUGCAGUAAUCCUUUUGAGUACCUGUUGAAUUUUUAUAGGUAGUCGGAUCUUUGUUUGAAAUCUUGCUGCUAUAAAUUGAAAACCUGUUGAUAGGUUAUGUCGAUUGUGCCUUUCAUCACUGUUCUUUCUGUGCCACAGCUGUCCAUGUGUAU